Molecule: messenger RNA, 321 nt
Organism: Lolium rigidum
Lineage: Eukaryota; Viridiplantae; Streptophyta; Magnoliopsida; Poales; Poaceae
Exons: 1
Coding region: 1-321 (106 amino acids)
Source: RefSeq, a predicted model, not a curated record
AUGGACGCGCUCUUGGAGCAGCUCUCCGCCGUGGCCGACACGGCUGUCGACGGCCGUGGCUUCGACCCGGCCCAGUUUGCCGGCGUCCUGGCGCUCUUCGAGGGCCACGCGCACGCGUGGUGGGCGGCCGCCGAGGCGGAGCACGAGGCGGUGGCCCGCGACACCGAGGCGGCCGUGGUGACCGCUGAGGGGCACCUGAAGGGCGUGAUGGACGCGGCCGUGGGCAGGUAUCGCGGCUCGUCCGGCCAGGCCGACGCGCUGUCCGCGGCGACGGCGGCCAUGGAGACGGCAUUCAAGGCGACGUCCGGGACACAUCGCUGA